This is a messenger RNA of Dendrobium catenatum, 966 nucleotides long. RefSeq names its product cytochrome P450 71D11-like. Bases 1 to 966 code for a protein of 321 amino acids. The transcript has 3 exons. Gene Ontology annotation, molecular function: monooxygenase activity; oxidoreductase activity, acting on paired donors, with incorporation or reduction of molecular oxygen; iron ion binding. The record is from RefSeq and is a predicted model, not a curated record. NCBI's taxonomy places the organism in Eukaryota, Viridiplantae, Streptophyta, Magnoliopsida, Asparagales, Orchidaceae.
AUGGGUCAUGAAGAUCAAAAGGACUGCAAAGGUACAGAGGCGAUUGAUGAUCGACAGGUCCAGCGAUGGACUGGCGAUCGAGCGGAGGUCAAGAGAUGGUCAGGUGUCUGGACGAAGGUUUGGCAACAAUCAAUGGCUACGUUAAAGUCCGACGGCGGUCAGGCUGCCAUGCAGAUGUCAAGUGGUUAUCUCCGACUAGCUGACGGAUGUCAAAAGGAUGUGGCCGAAUGGAAGUCCAAUAGUAAUGGCCCAUGGAAGCUCCCCAUCAUCGAAAACUUGUACCAACUAUUAGGCGAGCAUCCACACCAUAGGCUUCAAAACCUUGCCAAAGCCUACGGCCCUCUCCUCCACCUUAAGCUCGGUGAGAUCAAUCUUAUUGUAAUCACAUCCAGAGAAUUUGUUCGUGAUAUUUUCAUAACUCAUGACCUCAAAUUUGCUUCAAAGCCUAAGUUAAUGGCAGGCAAGAUAAUCUUUUACAACAAUACUGACAUUGGCCUGGCACCUUAUGGCAAAACAUGGUCAAAACUACGUAAAAUAUGUAUUCUUGAAUUGCUUACCUUAAAGCGAGUUACGUCCUUUAAGUUGAUAAGAGAGGAAGAUGGAAAUAAUCUUGUGGAGAAAACUAGGAUGGAAGGGAGAUCACCUAUAAAUUUGUCAGCGAUGCUUUUAUCCAUUUCAAAUGUGACAAUUGCGAGGGCUGCAUUUGGGAAGGGAAGUGCACAACAACAAAUGUUUUUGUUGGCAAUGAAGAAGACGUUUGAGUAUCUCUCAGGAUUCAAUGUGGUUGAUUUGUUUCCUUCUUGGAGUUUUCUUGGUGAGAUUAGUGGAUUGAGGCAUGGGAUGGAGCGAGUUCACAUGGAAAUGGAUGUUAUUUUAAAUGAAAUAAUUGAGGAGCAUGAAGGGAAGAAGUUGGAUGGAAAUGAUACAAAGGAAGAUUUGAUUGAUGUUCGAUCUCUUGAGAAUUAA